GUGGCGCGAGGGGGAGAGCGGGGCGGGCGCAGCACAUGAUUAUGUGCCAUUUGAGGAGACAGGUCGCCCGCUUCAAUCUUGCGAUCUCGAGCGUCCAAGGCAACCAAGUCCGUCAGAAAUAAAAGUGCAUCAUAAGUGCACAAGGGCGGCGGUCUCUUUGACCCGCUGACGCGCUAAAGGAAACAAAGCGCACGACGCGUGCUUGAUGAAGGCACCUGCCAAAAUCUCAUCUCGUCCUUCUUCAUCGACGACGACGACAACGACGGCGGCCGCGGUGCUUGACCGGUCUCCAGUGAAGCAUGCCCUCUUCUUCGGCAUCAUCCUCAAGAGGGGCAGGACCAUCGAGGCAUCGCGAUGCGCCGUACUCGACACAAGGAAGCUCGCGAGCCAAUGGCGGCGCGGCGAGGAACGGGGCCCUAGCUCGCGCGCGUGCCGGUGAGGAGACCGACAGCGGCAGCGAUACCGUCCCUUCCAAGCAGACGGCGGAGCAGAAGAGAUUGUUGCGGCGCAGAUAUCGAGCUCUCAUCGCAAGGGCUGAAGACAUCAAGGGAAACAUCACCGACCACAAGCCGGGAGAUCUGGCGACGCUGCUCAACAAUGGCGCGAGCCUCUACAAGAAUGUCACCGGUCCCACUGAGGCCGUUCUUGACUCCAGGCUCCUCCUUGAUGCGUCAGAGGCGGGAGCGAGGAUGGCGCAGAACAUUAAAAUUGACAAUUCGUUCGAUGUGGAAGAGUACCUUGACCGCGUCGCUCAGUUCAUGGGUGGGCAGACGAGGCCAGUGGGCGCUCGUGAUGAUGAGCCAGGCGACUUGGAUGAGCAUCCAGAGCUAGAUGCUGGGACCUGGGACUGGGAGAAGCUGGGGAGAGUGGCUGCUAGUCAUUCGCGAAGAGCGCCUGUCCUAGGCUUUCUUCUUGGCCCUCUUGAGAUACAAGCAAAGGAGCGAGCACCAAUCCAGCGCAAGCCCAGAGAAGUUGUCGGACCUGCCGUGGCGCCCCAAGAGCUCAAGGAGGACGACAUCAUCCAGUCCGAGAAUGAAACGACGAAGCUGGUUGUCGAGGUGGCCAAAAUUCUUGAGGCGCAGGAUGGGUGCAAGGCGAAUCUGUUUAAGUUCGUCAUUGACCCAACGAGCUUUGGCAAUACCGUCGAGAACCUCUUCUACGUUAGCUUCCUUGUACGCGAUGCCAGGGUGUCGCUCGAAGACGACGAGGACGGAGAGCCGAUCCUCACGGCCGUCUCGCCGCCCGAGGAAGAACAGUACCGGUCCGGACUCAAGAAGCGGCAGCUCGUCUUCCCCUUUGACAAAGAGACCUGGAGUUCACUCAUCAAAUUGUACGACAUCAAAGAAGCCAUGAUCCCGCCUCGCCAGGCGCCUGCGACGCACCGUGCCCCUAGAAAUGGUUGGUAUGGAUAGAUAUCUGAGGCGUUCUCCCAUCCUCCUGUACCUUAAUGUGCUUUUAAUACCCUGAGGUCCUACUCGACAAGCUGUCUAUAAUGACGAGACGAUGACGAGAAGUUGCAGGCCGGCCAGCCAAACCCUCUUUUAGACUAGUAAGGUUUUCC
Messenger RNA from Acaromyces ingoldii, 1561 nucleotides. RefSeq lists its product as hypothetical. NCBI's taxonomy places the organism in Eukaryota, Fungi, Basidiomycota, Exobasidiomycetes, Exobasidiales, Cryptobasidiaceae. Gene Ontology annotation, cellular component: nucleus; Smc5-Smc6 complex. Gene Ontology annotation, biological process: DNA repair. Bases 300 to 1412 code for a protein of 370 amino acids. The transcript has 6 exons. The record is from RefSeq and is a predicted model, not a curated record.